Messenger RNA from Arachis stenosperma, 1127 nucleotides. RefSeq names its product single-stranded DNA-binding protein WHY1, chloroplastic-like. Gene Ontology annotation, molecular function: single-stranded DNA binding. NCBI's taxonomy places the organism in Eukaryota, Viridiplantae, Streptophyta, Magnoliopsida, Fabales, Fabaceae. The record is from RefSeq and is a predicted model, not a curated record. The transcript has 7 exons. Bases 74 to 865 code for a protein of 263 amino acids. Gene Ontology annotation, biological process: regulation of DNA-templated transcription; defense response.
AGAAUGAAGAUGAUAAAGAGAUUGAUAUAGCCGCGAAAGAAGAAGAGAGGGAGCUAAGGUGAAGAAGUGAAGGAUGUUGCAGUUGAAGCUACACUCAAUCCCUUCAUCACUUUCUUCUUCUUCUUCCAAUUCUCUCUGCCUUCAGAACCAUUCCUUUCUCUCUCCAAAGUUCCUUCCUUUUUCUUCUGUUACUCCAAAGCCCUUCUCCAUCACAUGCCGCCACUCCGACCUCUUCGACCAGAAAACCUUCUCCUCCUCCGCACCUUCUUCUUCUUCUUCUUCUUCUUCAGGUGGAGCUUUGCCACCUAGGGUUUAUGUUGGUCACUCCAUUUACAAAGGGAAGGCCGCACUUUCCAUCACUCCUAGGCCUCCGGAAUUUGCACCGCUCGAUUCAGGGGCAUUCAAAAUAUCUAGGGAAGGUUAUGUUCUGCUUCAGUUUGCACCCGCAAUUGCUUCGCGCCAGUAUGAUUGGACUAGAAAGCAGGUGUUCUCUUUAUCAGUGGGUGAAAUGGGAACUGUGAUCAGCCUUGGCGCAAGGGAGUCUUGUGAAUUCUUCCAUGAUCCUAUGAAGGGCAAAAGUGAUGAAGGUAAAGUCAGAAAAGUUUUGAAGGUGGAUCCUCUUCCAGAUGGCUCUGGUCACAUGUUUAACCUCAGUGUUCAAAACAGGAUUGUGAAUGUCGAUGAAAACAUCUACAUCCCUGUUUCAAGAGCAGAGUUAACGGUUUUGAGCUCAAUUUUCAAUUUUAUUAUGCCAUACCUUCUCGGUUGGCACACCUUUGCGAACUCGAUAAAGCCAGAGGAUUCGAGAGGAGCGAAUAAUGCAAACCCUACAUAUGGAGGAGACUAUGAAUGGAAUAGAUUGUGAUCAUCAGCUUUCUGCCAUUGCAUAGCACCACCUAUUUGAGCCUUCUCUCAACUUUGAAAUGGGUUAAAUUCACUUUCGCUUUGCCCUGUUAGCUGAUAAUGGUUUUAGGAAUUUUGAGAUGGUAGUGUUGGGAUCACUUGUUUUCCUUUGUAAUAUACUUGUAUGUCUUAUGACUAGUGUGUACAAUGAAGAGAUUGCUCAAACGUGUUUAUGAAUUGCUCUAAUCACUUGAAUCAAAUACUAGUGCAAUUGGGCUUGAAAA